GAGUGAAGGGUCAGUAGUGUUUGUAGCUGUAUAUGUAGAUGAUGUCCUUUUCACUGGUACCCAUCUGCAAGAAAUUGAGUCCCUGAAAACCUUUCUACAUGAUACUUUUAAGAUAAAGGACCUAGGGAGACUUCAUUACUUCCUAGGGAUAGAAGUUCAAUAUACAGAGCAAGGGGUCCUGAUGUCACAAAAGAAAUUCACUCUUGACCUUCUGAGAGAGUUUGGUUGUAUAGAUUUCCCAUCUAUGACCUGUCCUAUGGAUCCCUCAGUGAAACUGAAAGCUGAUGAGGGAGCUCCACUAGCUGAUCCCUCCUAUUAUAGGAAGCUGAUUGGUAAACUUAACUUUCUCGCUAAUACUAGGUUGGAUAUUGCAUAUAGUGUACAACAUCUCAGUCAGUUCAUGCAGAGUCCCAGGAAACCCCAUUUAAAGGCAGCAUAUUAUGUCCUAAGAUACUUAAAAGGUGCCCCAUCUUUGGGCAUUUUCCUCAGCAACACUGCAGAUUAUGGUGUGAAGGCAUUCUGUGAUUCAGACUGGGCUACUUGCUCUCAAUCAAGGAAAUCAGUCAGUGGGUACAUUGUGCUACUUGGUAAUAGCCCUAUCAGCUGGAAGUCUAGGAAGCAGUCUACUGUUUCAUAA
This is a messenger RNA of Nicotiana attenuata, 637 nucleotides long. RefSeq lists its product as uncharacterized. The annotation marks the transcript as partial. The transcript has a single exon. Lineage: Eukaryota; Viridiplantae; Streptophyta; Magnoliopsida; Solanales; Solanaceae. The record is from RefSeq and is a predicted model, not a curated record.